AUGGCGUCUCAUGUCUUCAAUGAAAAUUCUUCAUUUAUUCAUACUUUCAAACACCAAAUUUCAGAUUUGGUCGUAACGAUUAGUGACACAAUUCGAGAUAAAUCAAUGGAGAAUUUAAUAAUUGAUAUUUAUUCUAAAAUUUUUGCCUUAUUAACAAAUCUGAAGUGUUUGGAUUUGGAUUUGGAUGCAGAUGAUAUCUAUCAUUUUCGACGAUCACUGUUGUGGAAUUUACGUUCUACUACAUGUUUUUCGUCGAAUAUUGUUCAUUUACGGAUUAAAAUGCACAAUUUUGAUGAUUGUCUUCGUCUACUUAAUGGUCGUCUUAGUCAAUUACAUACAUUUAUUAUCACUCUUGAUUUCAUAUAUGAUACGUGGCAUGGCACCAAUCGUCAUUCAUUAAAGAAGAUAAAUAAUUUGAAUACUCUAUUUAAACUCACCUGUUUUUCGUUAUGUGUAUAUUUUUCAACAAAUGAAUUCGACAGUCAUGUUGUGCCCCUUCUUCGUCGAAUGUCAAAUUUAGAAAAGUUAACAUUAUCUAUUCGUGUUGGUGAACGAAAUUCAUUCAUUGAUGGUACUUAUCUCCAUAACUAUGUACUCAGUCAAAUGCCACAUCUACAGACAUUUACCUUCGACAUUGUUACAGAUAUUGUCAGGAAUAAUCAACAAUUUAAACCAUCGUCUGAUGAUAUUCAAGGCACGUUCAUCGAAAAAGGCUAUCAUGUUGAUUGUUACGUCGACUAUGAUGAUAUUACCUUAGAUCGAUGUCACGUUUAUUCGCUUCCAUUCAAUAUGAAACAUAUACAUGAUAUUACGCAUAGUUUUCCUGGUGGUAUGUUCAUGAAUGUUCGCGUACUGCAUAUGUUCGACCAUUCUCAUCCUUUCGAACACGAUCUUUUUGCUCGAAUUUCUUGUUCAUUUCCAUUACUCAGAAAUCUGGCAGUCAACAAUCUAACACCACAAAAUGAAAAUCGGUCACAACAGCUAGUCAAAUCUGAAGAAACAUCCUCGAUUAUUGAAUAUUUGCAUCUCGUCGAACUUAACUUUAGCUGUGGUGGUACACAUAUUGACUAUGUGGAAGAAUUUCUUUGCAAUUUGAAUACACGUUUACCUUGUCUUAGCAAACUUCAUGUUGAAUAUGAACAUUUAGUAACUGUUACAGAGAAUUUUACAAGAAAUACAACACGUAUGAAUUGUGCAAAAUUGAAACAUAUUGAUUUUUAUCAUAAACGUGGAAUAGUUCGUUCAGAAAGCUUUGAUCUUUAUUUUCCUUUGUUAUAUCACGAUAAUUGUAAAUAA
Messenger RNA from Rotaria sordida, 1296 nucleotides. The record is from the annotation of a GenBank genome assembly. Lineage: Eukaryota; Metazoa; Rotifera; Eurotatoria; Philodinida; Philodinidae.